Molecule: messenger RNA, 987 nt
Organism: Entamoeba invadens IP1
Lineage: Eukaryota; Evosea; Mastigamoebida; Endamoebidae
Product: protein ASC1, putative
Exons: 1
Coding region: 1-987 (328 amino acids)
Biological process (GO): ceramide biosynthetic process
Cellular component (GO): membrane
Molecular function (GO): sphingosine N-acyltransferase activity
Source: RefSeq, a predicted model, not a curated record
AUGAAAAGUAUCCCAAAGGUCAAUGGCGUCUUCGAUCACUCAUUUGUCCUUCAACUCUUCAUUCUAUUUCCCUUUGUAGCUCUUUGUGUACCAUCGACGUUCUUCCGUUCAGACGAAUAUAGCGAUUACGUCCCAUCACUCUUAGACUUGUUACCAACGGUCUUCUUUGUUCUAAUCAUCUCUGGGCUUCGCGAGGUCCUCGCGAACAAUUUGUUCAUGAAACUUGGCGAGAAGUUCAUUCCACACAAAGCGGAGUGGACGGAGGACUUCAGGAAUUUCCGAGUCGAGCGCUUUGGACUGACUCUUUUUAAGACUGUGUAUUACUUCAUUGUCACACCAAUUGGAUUCUACUUAUUCAGAAAUGAAGACUGGAUGCCUCAAGCUCUUUUUGGUCAAGGGAAAAGUGACUUGAAUCUGUUAUGGGAGAAUUUCCCAUAUAUGGAACCAGUCAAGUACAUUGCGUUCUAUUACUCCUUUGAAUUGGGGUAUCAUUUGCACUCGUUGAUAUAUCACAUGUUCAUCGUCCCCCCUCGAAAUGACUUCUACGAGACUUUGUUACACCACUUAGUCACCGUGAUGUUAAUAUUUCUCAGCUAUUUUAAUAACUGCGCGAGAAUAGGAGUCUUAGUGAUGAUAUUACAUGACAUCGUAGACGCAAUUAUGUACGCGGGAAAGGCUUUGAAUGAUGUGGCGAAUGACUACGUCGUCGUAACGGCAUUUAGUGGAGUAUUAGUGUCGUAUGCCAGAUUUAGACUAUGGGUGUUACCAAGGUACAUCAUACCAGCUGCUAUUAAUGCGGGAAAUUAUAUACCAAAAGACGCAUCGUGCGGGAAGCUAAUUUGGAUAGUCUGUGUAAUGAUGUUAGUCGCAUUGUUUGGACUACAUGUCUACUGGUUCUCCCUUAUUUUGGACAUGGUCAAAAAACUGGUGUGCAAAGAGGGAAUUGUCGACCCCCAUGCAACGAAAAAGGCUGUUAUAGCUCAAUAA